Molecule: messenger RNA, 1560 nt
Organism: Bradysia coprophila
Lineage: Eukaryota; Metazoa; Arthropoda; Insecta; Diptera; Sciaridae
Product: inactive CLIP domain-containing serine protease A3-like
Biological process (GO): proteolysis
Molecular function (GO): serine-type endopeptidase activity
Source: RefSeq, a predicted model, not a curated record
UUCAGUUUAAUUUGAAUCGAACCGGAAAAUAGAAUUACAUUUUCACGUUUAACAGCGACUUUGUGGAUAUAAUAUUUCAAUUGAAUAACGGCAACCAGGAUAAAUUUGUUAUAUUUGUUCUAACUGCUUCAAAAAUAAGGUGAAUAUUUUUGUGAUGUUUAGCUACGAUACUCAUCUACGGUUCCUUGUCUACUUAACCGUACUGACAAGGCUGUCAGACGUAAUACUGACAGUACAUGCACAAGUCAACUUUCCUGACAGUCUGCCUCAGCCUGUUCCGGCAGAUAAUGGUGAUACCUUACCAGGUUUAGAUGGGCGACAGGGAACAACCUUAAGCACACUUCCCGGAUUUCCAAGUCUACCGGCAACGAUUCCGACAGUAACACCAGGUGUAGGAACCCCAAUAGUAAAUAUUGUUACACCAACUACUGGUCAAACCUGCAUUUGUGUUCCAACUGGACAAUGUACACCAACUGGUAGUCUUGACGGGUCUGGAAUUAUCGAUAUCCGUAUUGUCAAUACUGGAGUUUCAGGCGUUACUCCUGCUAUUACAACACUUCCAAUUACUUCUACAAUAACAUCAUGCUCAGCAGGUUUAGUACUAUGUUGUCAGCCUGGGCCAUAUCAAUGCGGCGUUAGAUAUCCUCCUGUUGUUGGAGCACCGGCCCCUGGUGCGGGACAAGCUCCAUAUGGAUCAUAUCCAUGGCAAGCGGUAUUGCUGGGCCCAGGCGAUGUUUACGUAGCAUCUGGAGUCUUAUUAAAUAAUUUAAAUGUUUUGACCGUUGCUCACAGAGCAGCACAGUAUGUAAAUGCUCCUACGACCCUUAAAGUAAGAAUGGGGGAAUGGAAUGCCGCUGCUGCAACGGAGCCUAUUCCAGCACAGGAAUUUAUUGUGAGCAGAAUUUUUCUACAUCCAAACUACAAUUCUGGCAAUUUAAAGAACGAUGUGGCCAUUUUAAGAUUGGCUACAGCUGUACCGUUAGGAAAUAGUCCUGCUAUUGCGACUGGUUGUUUGCCUUCAACAUCGUUUGCCGGAACGAGAUGUUUUGUAUCCGGAUGGGGUCGAAAUGAUUUCACGACCGGAAGCUUCCAGACUAUACAGAAACAAGUUGACGUUCCUAUUCUACAGCCGGCACAGUGUCAAACUCAACUAGCUGCUACCAGGUUAGGGCCGAGGUUCGUAUUUGAUACUACCAGCUUCAUUUGCGCUGGGGGAGAAGCAGGAAAGGAUGCGUGCACUGGUGACGGCGGAAGUCCCCUAGUUUGCACAAUAGGCAAUCGAUGGUUCGUCGCUGGCUUGGUCGCUUGGGGAAUAGGAUGCGGCACAACUAAUGUUCCUGGAGUGUAUGUCAACAUAGCGUCAUUUGUUCCGUGGAUUCAAACUACAGUUGCAUCAUAAGUUCAUUGAUGAGAACAUUCUUCGUACGGACGCAACAAUUUCAAAGUAAUCGAAAGGUACUUAAUCAGGCUGAUCAAUGAAACGAAUAAAUAACCCUCGAUGAACGAAUAUAGUUUGUCUGACUACAAGUUACAAAUAAAUGACAAAAUAAAUUUUUUAGA